Molecule: messenger RNA, 588 nt
Organism: Gongylonema pulchrum
Lineage: Eukaryota; Metazoa; Nematoda; Chromadorea; Rhabditida; Gongylonematidae
Source: the annotation of a GenBank genome assembly
ACAUUUUCAGUAACAUCUGAUUUUCCAGAAAACACUAAUGACAUUUUUGUUCAUGGUGAGCCAGUUCCUGUGCAAAUUUUGACAGAAAUUUUUCGGAGGAUCGAUGAUGCGAAAACUGUUGGUUACAUAUGCCCAUUGGUAGACUGCUAUAUCAUUGUAUUCCUGCUCGUUCAGGUGUGUCGUCGAUGGCACUAUGUUCUAUCUUUGCCCGGUUUUUGGAUCAGUUAUAUGAAAUAUCGAUCACAGACUUUGCCGCCACAUUCGCUACGACUUGUGCCGGAACUGAAUACCAAAAAAGUUGCUUUUAUCCAGCCAUUCGGAAAGAAUCUGAUUACAAAUCCGAGUGGUGAAAAUUCCAUGGGCGGGUGGAUAGUAACUGAUAAGGAAGGCCAUGGAUUCAACAUCGAACGUCCGCCAAAUGGUUGCGCAGAGUGCUUGGAAGAACACAUAUCCGUUGCAUUUGUUACAAGCUAUGGUUGGUGCAGGAAGUAUUAUGUGGUUGACCUGUGGAAGGAAGGAAUUGAGGUAAGCUGGGCAAUCGUUAUCGAUUGUUUUGUGAUAUUGGACUCGAAUUACAUUUCCCUUUAG